AUGGCUAGAAUAUAUCGCAAUCCCAAUAGACCCGUUGUUGACGUGCCAAAGCUGGACUUGUUGACAUUUCUAUUCGAGACCGAGCAUUGCGUGGCCCAAGACGACACUGUUUUGCAUUUGGAAGCAUCCAACCCAUCCAACAAGAUUGCCAAGAAGGAUCUUCUAGACCUCACUCAGCGCAUCGCCCAUGGUCUACGGCAUCAUUAUGGCGUCGGCGCCAAUGGCCCCAACACGGAUGUCAUCACGGUCAUCAGCUAUGGUCAGCCCUUGGUGCCAGCAGCCUUCUAUGGCACCAUCGCCGCAGGGGGAGUGUAUUCCGCCGCCAGCCCUUCCUCCACCGUAGCAGAUUUGGCUCGACAAGUCAGCGUCGGUACUAGUCGCCUAAUUAUUUGUGGGUCGGAACACAAAGAUCUGGCAACCCAAGCGGCGAAACAAUGCAAUCUCUCUUUGGAGAGGAUCCUGGUUCUGGAGUCCAGCCCUUCGUGGAGCCUGACAAGUCUAGACGGCAGGAUCAAUGUCAUCUCCGACCAGACUGUGAAAUGGGAGCGCAUCACUGACCCCACGGCGUUGAGGAAGAGUCUUAUUGUGAUUCUGUGGUCCUCUGGUACAACUGGUCUUCCUAAAGGCGUUAUGCUUUCCCACGAAAACCUCGUGCAAGAGACAUUUGUGACAUCCGUUGCCGGCAGAGAGUGGGCCGCUAAACAGGUCGAAGCCGGGAAGGAACUCAAGCCGUACCGAACGCUGGCCCAUCUCCCCAUUAGCCAUAUUGCCGGGCUGUUUGGGUACCUCGUUGCACCAUUCUAUUCUGGUGGGUUGGUGGUAUGGAUGCGCAAGUACGAAUGGAGCCAACUGUUGAAGUAUAUGAAAGAGUACGAAAUCACCGCCUUUUACACAGUUCCCUCUAUCUAUCUCCGGAUAUCCAAGGCUCCCGAGGUGCAGGACCAUUUCCGAUCCCUCGACGCCGCCACAACUGGAGCAGCCCCGAUGGAUGGCGAUCUGCAGACUGCUGCGAAUGCCAAACUGGGCCAGGGAGAGACGUUUAUUGGUCAAACAUGGGGAUUGAGUGAGACAACAGGAGCGGUAACAAUGAUGCCGAGGGGCCAGAGCGACAUAACUGGUAGCAUAUCUCCGAUCCUCCCCAAUGUCGAAAUCAGCAGAAUGGUCGACGAAAACUUCAACGACGUUGAGCCAGGACAGGAAGGUGAAAUGCUGGUCCGGAGCCCGCUUGUCACUCAAGGCUAUUUCAACAACCCUCAAGCCACGAAAGACGCCUUUCACGACGGCUGGUUUUGCACCGGUGACAUUGGAGUGCUGCGUGAUGGCAAGUUUUAUAUCGUCGACAGGAAGAAGGAGCUCCUCAAAUACAAAGGUCUCCAAGUUGCACCCGCCGAGAUUGAAAACUUACUCUUCACGCAUCCCAAAAUCCAAGAAGCAGCCGUUGUCGGGGUCAACAUGCCAGACGAUCCCGGUACUGACCUUCCUCGGGCAUAUGUUGUUGCCGAUCCUUCGCAGAUCACUGAGGAUGAAAUCAAGGGAUUCGUUAAGCAGCGGCUGGCGCCAUACAAGCAGCUUCGUGGAGGCGUUGUCUUUGUGAAGGAGCUUCCGAAGAACGCGGUUGGGAAGUAUCUUCGAAGGGAGCUCAGAGACCGGGCGAAGAAGGAGUUGGGAUUGGUCAAACCGUCGAAAUUAUGA
This is a messenger RNA of Cladophialophora psammophila CBS 110553, 1692 nucleotides long. RefSeq lists its product as uncharacterized. Gene Ontology annotation, biological process: secondary metabolic process. The record is from RefSeq and is a predicted model, not a curated record. Bases 1 to 1692 code for a protein of 563 amino acids. Gene Ontology annotation, molecular function: CoA-ligase activity. The transcript has 4 exons. NCBI's taxonomy places the organism in Eukaryota, Fungi, Ascomycota, Eurotiomycetes, Chaetothyriales, Herpotrichiellaceae.